Messenger RNA from Hylaeus volcanicus, 805 nucleotides. RefSeq lists its product as uncharacterized. Bases 220 to 642 code for a protein of 140 amino acids. The transcript is spliced from 3 exons. The record is from RefSeq and is a predicted model, not a curated record. Lineage: Eukaryota; Metazoa; Arthropoda; Insecta; Hymenoptera; Colletidae.
AUAAAAACGGCAAACUUUUCGAAACAUUAAUUUUAUACAAAAAAUAUUCAACUACGAUUCAAUCGAUUCAUUGCAAUUACGAGACGCAGAACGCCAACACUGUAAUAUUUUUCACCGUCUUGACACCUCCAGCCGCAUAGUAGUUCCUGCUUUUAUUGCGAGAGAUAAGAUAACAGCUAACGAGAAGAUUUGUGAAGUAGAUCUCAAAGUGGAACCACCAUGGUUGGACAGUGCAGUUUAACGACAGCGAUCGUUCUAAUGAGUUUCGGGUGCGCAAGAGGAGGGAGUUUAUGGUGUUACGCCUGCAAUACCGAUUUAAGGGAUGGUCACACGACGGAAUGCAACGACCCUUACAACCCCACGCCACACUUCGACUUAGUCCUCUGUCCCCAAAACGACUCUCAUCAUUGUCUCAAAAGCCUCAUUACUUAUAGGGACGUCCUAGUGACGGUGCGAGGUUGCGUGCCGUCACGCGAAAUCGAUGGAUACUGCCAGCACGAGGAGCACUUCCCAAACUCCAGCAUCACGUGUUCCUUUUGCAACGAUUACGCUUGCAACGGUCAAGGAUCCUACCAUUUAUUCGUAUCGCAACAGUUGGGACUCGUCCUGCUCCUAAUCUCCGUAUCCGCGUUAUUCGAGUAAUUUCUUUAAGCAAAAUAAAACAUUAAUUUCGAACAUUAAUUUAUUAAAGGAAUCAUAUUAUUACGAAUUAUACAAAUCCUGUGUACUUGCGACCACGUCGUAAAAUAUUCUACAAAAUUGUAUAAAAUAUAGAUAAUAAACUAUUAUUAAUAUAACGUCAAAC